Molecule: messenger RNA, 1239 nt
Organism: Acyrthosiphon pisum (pea aphid)
Lineage: Eukaryota; Metazoa; Arthropoda; Insecta; Hemiptera; Aphididae
Exons: 2
Coding region: 608-913 (101 amino acids)
Source: RefSeq, a predicted model, not a curated record
UAAUAUUAUACUUGGUAGGUACCUAUAAGACUAUAAAUUGUCUAUAACAAUUUACAAUAAUAUUAUACAUACAACAUACUGUCCAUAACAGAAAGACAAUGAUAUUGCCCAAACGUGACGUCACUCAGAUGUCGGCGUCGAUGUAAUAUUAUUAUUUUGCCGCGUCUAUUAUUAGUUUAUAUUGUCGGAGAAACAUUUUUCGGGGUAUUCCGUGAGGUUCCAAGCCCGUGAGGUUUGUUUACGAUACGUUUAUUCAAACACUGCUUAUUCGGUAAUUUCCAACGUUUGGAGAGCGAGGGCCGAGGAUAUCCUUGAUGUUUCCGUUAACCACUCUGACACUGCCGCCGCGGCUGUUUAUUCCGCAUUCGUCUUCAUCGCUCGACAUCGAUCGCACUGUUUUCGUGCGUUUUUUUUUUGUCGGACCCGCGAAUGCUAUUGUACAUAAAUACAUAAUAAUCUUAUAUUGUACAAUAUAAAGUACCUAGUGCUAACACUACGUCUUAUGCUGUGACGAAACGAUUCUUGAUCUACUACGGCCUGACAAAUUAUUAGCGACACCAUUUUCCCGAGUAUUGACAUUAAGGUUAUUAAUACCAACGUUGCAAUAAUGAGUGGAAAAAGCAUGCCGUUAAAUGGAGUUACUACCUCAAAUAGUCAAAUAAACAAAAAACAAAAAAAAAAACAAAAAAAGAAUUUAAAGAACAAAUUAUCAGAUGUUAAAAAAAAUAAACUUGUUGAAGAGUUAUUGAAAGAUUGGGAAAAUGAUGGUCGUGUUUACAGUGAAGAUUUAGAUCUUGAUAUAAUUGGAAUUUUACCAAUCACAAAUGAAGUUGUACCGAAGAACAAAUUAUCAGACGUUAAAAAAGAUAAACUUGUUGAAGAGUUAUUGAAAGAUUGGGAAAAUGAUGAUUAAAAUAUAAGUGAAAUUUCAUUUAUUAAUUGUUCUGUACAAUUAACAUAAAUAAUAAUGUAUUGUUAAUGCCUAAUGGUAAAUCCUCUUUAUAUUAGGUUCAAUAACUUAAAAAAAAUAAACAUAAUUUACAAAAUAUUUAUUAUUGCUGUUUGGUAGUACCUAUAUAACCUAUAUAUGCUUAAAGUGAGUUGAAGUUCUGUCCGUUUGUAUUGUGUAUUUGUGUCAAAUAUAACUUUUGCAGUUGGUCUCAAUGUCCUUAAAAACAUUGUAUUAUUAUUAUUAUUAUUAGUAUUAUACACUAGGCGGCAAUUUUACAUAAAAUUAAU